AUGUCUAUCUCGAAGGGCCUCGCUGAAUCAGCAGUGGUUGCAAAGGUGAUCUACAAAGAGUCUGUCGAGUCCCUGAAGCAGUGCGUCGUCGCAGAUGUUGAAGAGGAUGAGCCCGAGGAACAAGCGGAUGCGGAGCAGAGCGUGUUGUGGGACAUGACGAGGCCCCUUGAAGGCAGCUGCAGGAUGGAGCUCCUCAAGUUCGACCACCCGCAGGGCCAGGAUGUCUUCUGGCACUCCAGCGCACACAUUUUGGGCGGUCACCUCGGAUCCCAUAAGGUGCAUGCAUCGCUGCAUUCACAAGUCUUCGUUGUUGUGAGUGAUGCGUCGGCAUACUGCUUGCUUCAUCCGACGGUAGUUCGACGUUGCACAGCUCUCUGUCCCACACGUGGAGUAACUGGAAGCUACCAAAGCUUCUAA
Symbiodinium sp. CCMP2592 is the source of this 417-nucleotide messenger RNA. NCBI's taxonomy places the organism in Eukaryota, Dinophyceae, Suessiales, Symbiodiniaceae. The record is from the annotation of a GenBank genome assembly.